GAGAAGCAUCGCGCGCGCUCACCCUGUCUUGCACGGGUUUGGAGGCGGGGCUCAUCUGCGCUCGCUCGCGCGCUGCACAACACGCAAGACGCGACGAGUUGUUGUCGGCGGUUCAUCUGCGAUUUGUGCGUGAUUGUUACUGACCCACUUCUCGGAGACAGGCCUGCAGAUCUGCGCAAACAUUUUGGUGGAAACGGAGAACGCGCGGACCGACACAAUAGGCAGGAUGAGCAAAUUGCAAGGGGGCAUGAAAUGCGUCAAAUACUUACUCUUCGUCUUCAACUUCAUAUUUUGGCUGUCCGGCGCGCUGGUGUUGGCCGUGGGUUUAUGGCUGAGGUUUGAUAGUAAUACCACCUCCCUCCUUGAUGGCGAUGCACCUGGACACUUCUUCAUUGCGGUGUACAUCCUGAUUGGAGCUGGAGGGGUCAUGAUGUUGGUGGGCUUCUUUGGAUGUUCCGGGGCUGUGAAAGAGUCACAGUGUCUUCUUGGAUCGUUCUUCGCUUGUCUUCUGUUGAUCUUUGGUGCAGAAGUUGCUGCCGGAGUUUUUGGUUUUCUGAACAAGGAUAAGGUCAUAGUGGAUGUUCAAAACUAUUACGAGGUUAUUAUGGAAAAUGAAAACGCAACUGUUCUCACCAGCAUGUAUCACAUUGUGCUCGAUUGCUGUGGGACCGUGGAAACUCGUCCUACUGCCUUGUGUACCGCUGACAGCUCUGAUAGGGAUUGUUUGAAAGCUAUAGAAGACUUCUUCAUUGACAAGCUCUUCAUCAUUGGAUAUGUCGGCAUUGGCAUUGCUGGAGUGAUGAUCAUUGGCAUGAUCUUCAGCAUGGUUCUAUGUUGUGCCAUCCGGAAUAGCAGAGAAGUCAUUUAGGAACCUCACGGUUCCCCUCUCGCCCACUUGGACUGUCUCUCAAAGCCCACCUUCUUGACCUCAUCAGACCAUCACAUUCAGUCAGGGGUACAGGGUGCGACUCCCAUAAUGCAGUGUGGCUCUUGUGAUACAUUUUUGUGAACGGCAUUCUGUCUUUGUUUUUCUCUUUCAUUUUAAGCUUCGUUUAAGAUCGCAUGGACCAUUACUGCUACUGUAACAAUAUUAACUUACAUUUUUUCUGGUGAUAUGGGCACACUUCUAUCUAGUUUACAUUCAAUUUUUUCCAGCUUUUGUGUGACUCUCUCCUCACAGGUCCGGAUCAAAUAUUCUUACUGAUGUAAAUAAGCUCUCAGUUCAUCUGCAUUUAAUGUAAUUUUUUAAUGAUUUCUUGUAUUUAUUGGGUGAACAUGAACAGGUUGUCUAUGCUAAUUUGGGGAUUUUAGAACAUGGGUAUUGACACUUUUUUCGCACGUUAUCGUUGGUUUGUGAUUUUGUCAGAAGACUCAGAUAUUCUAAAUCGCAGCUUCGCCUGAAUACUGGAUGACGCCGAGGAAUGGGUUCAGUAUUUUAAAACAUUUGAGUGAAACUAUCGACUAAUAGUCUGCCCAUGAAGUCAACAUGAAACGUUUAAUACAUAUUCCUAUUCAAACUGUUUGGUUAUGAUAAUGUCUCAUGUUCACUUUGUGUAGCUUGUUUAACUUAUUGAGUACUUUUUUUAGUAAUGUAAUAAUUUUAACGAACUAGUUGCUGGUUUGUUAAAAUUUCUUGCUACAAAACUAAGACCCUGUUCCACUUAAACACCUCUGAUAAUAAUAUUCUGUAA
Messenger RNA from Triplophysa dalaica, 1691 nucleotides. It is a transcript of the gene tspan2a, whose product is annotated as tetraspanin 2a. Lineage: Eukaryota; Metazoa; Chordata; Actinopteri; Cypriniformes; Nemacheilidae. The coding region runs from base 227 to 868 and encodes 213 amino acids. The transcript has 8 exons. The record is from RefSeq and is a predicted model, not a curated record. Gene Ontology annotation, cellular component: membrane.